AUGUCCCCAAAUACCACUAUACCCAGUUCCGUCUCUACUUCUCGCCCUCGAGCAAAACAGGCCUGUCUGCCCUGUCGCAGGAAGAAAUCCAAAUGCCCCGGCCAGAGACCCGUAUGCGCCCACUGUGCGCGAUUGCGACAGCCGUGCUCGUAUGACGACCGUCGAGCAAUUAGCCUCAGUCUACCCAAGAAGCAGAUCCUGUCACGGGAGUUUAGUGAUUUGCAGCCCGGUCUUCCCCAAGCUCGUGUACUAGAGUCCCCAGAAAUCCCCCUCACCAGGCUAGCCCUGCCGCCCUGGGUCCAAGUCUCAGAGAUCGCGCAAUUGUACUUGCAAUGGGUGGAGUCGCAGCCGUUCCCACUUUUCCACCAUGACACCUUCCUCAAUAGUCUGCAGACUCGGGAUAUGGGGCUUGUCUACGCCAUGCUUGCGGUGGCGGGUCGCUUCUCGCCCCAGCGGGAGCAUUCUGGCGGGGAGGAUGUCUAUCCCGGGUACAAGCAGAUCGCCCAUCGGCUGGUCAUGGAACACAUCCUCAGUGGGGACGUGGCUCUUUGCACCUUGCAGACUCUCGUGCUGCUGGCCACAGUGGCGGCACUGGAUGAUGAAAUCCCGCGCUUGCAUUCCUACAUCUCGCUGCUCGUCUCCUGGACGCAUGUAAUACCCUGCUCGACGCGACCAGCUGGACGGGCAGGGCUCGAGUACGACGAUGAGGCUCUUCGAUGCCGUUGGAGCAUUAUCCUCCUACACAAGUUCUACGGAGCCAUCACACAUCCCACGAGUGAUUUCUUGACCGAAGAUGCUCGCCUCCGCGAGGAAGCCCCACAGCUCUUCCCUAGCAAGGUCAGCCCGACUCCUUCACCCGAAGAGUACCAGUACGCAGACCAAGGCAUCAUGAUGACCGUGAUCUAUCUGAGUGCAGUCUGGUCCCAAGCACGGUCGUACGUCCGCAGCCGUGGACACGGCAACCCCGAUCCACCGUGGUCGUACAAGUCCGCAUAUUCCCAGCAGAUGUCACUGCUGCUCCAGAUCGGGGCCAACCUGCCUUCCUUCCACCGGUAUGCAGUGGUCAACCCCGAGGCUCAAACCCCGGACGACAUCAACGCGGACCGCGAGUACUGGGCGCCGUGGUUUCUGAGCCGGUUCCUGUACCACACCACCGUCUGCCUCCUCAACCACCCACUACUGGUCAUGCUCUGCGUGAGAGAGAGAGCCCCCGUGCCGGAGAUCCAUCUGCAGCAGACCUCCUCCCUCAUCACCCACCACACACGCUGGAUCUCCGACCUCUUGAUACUUCUCGAAGAGAAAGCUUUUAGAACCACUGAUCCCAUCGUGGGGUACUGCGCUGCCAUCGUCGCCACCAUCGAGCUCCAGCUUCAGUACACCGGGUCGACAGAUGAGCGCGCAAGUAAGAGGCAGCGGCUGCAGCGCUGCGUCGAUAUGGUCGACCGGCUGGGGGCGAUCUGGCCCGCGCUGCGUAGACUCUCCACAACCCUCCACCGCCUCAUCCACGACGCCGCCACAGCCCACCACCAAAGCACCCACCACAACACGGACUUCCGCGUCCGCCUGUCCGGCUUCUGGGACGUCCUCAACUUUUCCACCAUUGCUGCAAAUCCAACUACAACCACGACGCCGCCGACCCAGGUCCGCGAAGGGGACCACCAGAACUCUGUCCAGCAACAUCAGCAGCAACAUCAGCAGCAACACCAACACCAACACCAACACCAACACCAACAACAACAACCAGAAGAACAGACAGGCCUCUCACGACUCGAGUACCCCUACCGAGUGACGCGAUCCCGACUGCGCACCAGAGACAAGCGUCACCCAGCCAAAGAGCGGGCUCCGGCUUCACCCGCCGCCUCGAUCGGUGCGGCUGGUACCUUGCCGAAUGUGUUCAACAAUGCUCCCAGCUGGAUCGCCAUGCCGGAUCCGCUGGCCAUAUCCCCCACGGACCCGCUCUUCGGGCCGGAGUUCUUCGAGUUUGGGGCGCAGGUGGGUGGGGGGCAUUUUUGA
Messenger RNA from Aspergillus japonicus CBS 114.51, 2013 nucleotides. RefSeq lists its product as uncharacterized. Gene Ontology annotation, cellular component: nucleus. NCBI's taxonomy places the organism in Eukaryota, Fungi, Ascomycota, Eurotiomycetes, Eurotiales, Aspergillaceae. Gene Ontology annotation, molecular function: DNA binding; DNA-binding transcription factor activity, RNA polymerase II-specific; zinc ion binding. Gene Ontology annotation, biological process: regulation of DNA-templated transcription; DNA-templated transcription. The record is from RefSeq and is a predicted model, not a curated record. The transcript is spliced from 2 exons. Bases 1 to 2013 code for a protein of 670 amino acids.